CGGCAGACACGUGAUGUGACUUCACUUCUGCUGUACAGGAUUUACUUUGAAUAUCAGCCCAGGAGCUCACUACAGCAGCCUUUCAUUGCCGCCGCACAACGGCACUGGCACCAAGAUGUCCAAAGGAAUGACCAUCAAAGACGCUCUCAAGCAGUUCGAGGAGGAGACCAAGGAAAAGGCGAAAGACGCCAAGAUUGUCAAACUCAUCUCGCGGAUACCAUUCAUCGACAAAAUGGACGCCAGCUUGUCUCAACUGGAGGUUUGUGGGUCCAAGUUAAGCAAGCUUUAUUUCCACCAGGGGCGGGGGUGGCAAAAAUUAUUAUGGGCCCCUGCCCUCGAAACUGCCCUGAUAACGCUACUCCUACGCCAGUAAGACUGUGGAGAGUAGGGUUAUUUUUAAUUGUAAGGAAGGGGGAGGGGACCGUCGGGGGAAUUUAAGGGUGGGUGGGGGGGUCAUGCUUUAUGAAAUAAAAGGUAUGUAACAGAAUUGUGAGUUUUUAAUAACUGAAUAACAGCAUAGCUAUUUUUUUCGGUUAAGAACUUAGAAUAAAAUUUAUAGAAACAAUUAAAGAUAUUCUUGUACAAGCAUUGGCUUAUUACAAAUGAUAUUUAUUUAGAUGUAAUGCAAAAUAACCUUGGUGAUUUGAAAAUCUGUCUUUGUGACGAAUGCAAAGGUGUCAGUCUUCCAUAGUAGCUUAAUACCAAAGCGAGUUUGGUAGUCAUUUUUUAAAAUAAAAUUCAAUACAUAAUAAUCGAUACAUAAAUAUUAUUUAAAUACAACAACAAGUGGUUCUUAUACUAAAAUAACAAGAAAGCGAGUUUGGAAGUCGAUUUUUUUAGAAGUAAAAUUCAAUUUAUAAUAAUCGAUACUUAGAUAUUGGUUAAAUACAACAACACGUGGUUCUUCUAAUUAAAUAAUACGGACAUGGAAACAACCAUCGCCUACAUCCUCGCUAUUCAUGGGCAACACGUGCCAAAUGUCGCCAGAAUGUUACAGCCUCAAACCGUCGGCUUAAAAGGAAUAACUUAGAGAGUAAUGACACAUACAGUAGGACAGUGAAUAUCAUUUGCAUUGGUCUAGGCUUUGUUAUGUUAUGGUGUGUGGUUGGGAGGGAACACAGCACAAACAAAUGCAUGCUAUAUAUACUGAGAGAGUUUUAUGAGUGCAUGCAAAUAAUACGAAAAUGUCAAUUGGUUAUAGCGAGAUAUAUUUAAAUACAACAUUACCAGAAACAGUAUUGCAUUAAAAUUGAACACCCAUGAAAGAAGAAUAGAAAGGCCUACGACCCGUGACGAAUCUAGUGGGGGUGCCAACUGGAACAAGCUCCCAUAAUGUAACGACAUAACAGUAAACGAAAACGACGCCCCUAGCAUAACAAAAAGUUCAGCCCCUUUCUACUCUAGCUCAUGCGUUAAAUUUAAGGUGUGAUCUUGAGGAAUUCAUAAAAAUAACUGAGCAUUUUAUAGAAUGACUGACGAUUGCUCUCAAAUUAUAAAAAAAACAACGUUAGAACUGUAAUAAAUUACCUAGGCAUGAUACAUAAAAUGCGUGCCUAGACUUACGAAAGGACACAGGAAUUCAUUGGCUAACAUCAUAUUUGAGUGCAACAAAAGCAAAAGUAUACCAACAUUUAUUUUUAUUAGACAAUAGCAGGGAAUGUGACAGGAUGGUAACACAUCACCAGCUGCAUUUCAUAAGUUAACAAUAGCAGGCCAUUCAGCUCGGUAGCGUCACUGCCGUUGGAUGUGUGUUGGGGUCCUUGAUCCUCCCCUGGCUUCUCUCUUUAGUGGGAUACAUUUUAUGUCCACAACAUUUACUUCAUAAAGCAUUUUAAAAGGGAUUUCAGUAGGCGUUGUUGUUGUUGUUGUUUAUUCUGAAUUUGCGGCGAAAAAAACAACAACCCGAGCUUCAAAAAGUCUUGCUUCUCUACCGUUUAAGACAAUAGCCUUAGCAUUUUAUUUUUGUAUUAGCCAAAUAACGCGUGAUUUUCAAUAUAGAUUAUCAUAAGUUCCGAAAUUAACAAUCGACAGCAAGUCUUUGCUGGUAAAACUUUACAGAAAUUAAAAGAAUUCAAGCAACAAAAUCCAAGGGAACUGUGGUAGAAGAAUACGGUGAUGUGUUGGUUGUGGGUGUGGAAGAGUACGGUGAUUUGAUGGUGUGGAUGUGGCAGAGUACGGUGAUUUGAUGGUGUGGAUGUGGCAGAGUACGGUGAUUUAAUGGCGUGCCUCUUGUGUUUACACGUUCUAACAGUGCAUUGUUUGCUGAAUCUGGACAGUCUUUUUUAGCAGAUUAGCAAUCCAUCAUCAGUGAUACAUCGUGCUUGCUAUUAUCGAGAUGAUGUCGUGAUGUACCGUGAUUGCUAUGAUGGAGAAGAUGUCGUGAUGUAUCGUGAUUGCUAUGAUGGAGAUGAUGUCGUGAAGUAUCGUGGUUGCUAUGAUGGAGAUGAUGUCGUGAUGUAUCGUGAUUGCUAUGAUGGAAAUAAUGUCGUGAUGUAUCGUGAUUGCUAUGAUGGAUAUAAUGUCGUGAUGUAUCGUGAUUGUAUGAUGGAUAUAAUGUCGUGAUGUAUCGUGAUUGCUAUGAUGGAUAUAAUGUCGUGAUGUAUCGUGAUUGUAUGAGGGAUAUAAUGUCGUAAUGUAUCGUGAUUGCUAUGAUGGAUAUAAUGUCGUGAUGUAUCGUGAUUAUAUGAUGGAAAUGAUUUCGUGAUAUAUCGUGAUUGCUAUGAUGGAGAUGAUGUCGUGAUGUAUCGUGAUUGCUAUGAUGGAGAUUAUGUCGUGUUGUAUCGUGAUUGCUAUGAUGGAGAUGAUAUCGCGAUCUUUCGCGUACCGUUUAUCGGAAUCGCCAGCAGAUCAGUAUCGCAUUGUACCGUGAUGACUCAUGAGUGACCUAAUUUAGGGCGAUUCAAAUGCACAUUUCAACUUGUACAUAGAACCACGCCCGCAUUUUUUUUUACUCACCGACAGAGGCGUAACCAUAGCCCAAAAAUCAGACUCCAUUUGCAUUGUGCCGCUUAUAAAUCCAAUCAACAAAAAAAAAUGGGGCAAUCAUCAAAGCACAACACUGAACAACCAAUGUGUAUAGAUAAUAAUUUUAACACGUUGUUGGGGUCGGUUGGGGGUGGGGGGGCUGUAGUUCAUUAGCUAGGUUUGGAUCCUUCUUAUGGUUAUGAUUUUAAAUGGUAGCAAACGUGUCUGAAACUCACUGUCCGCUUGAAUGAUGCAACGUUAAUAACACCCCGCAUUAGCUUAAUGUGUUAUGUGUAUUUAAUUAUUUGUUUACCUAAUGAUGACACACAAAAAAAGAACCCUUUUCCCAUUUAGGUGUCCAAUAAAAUGUAAGACUGGAAAAUAUGUUCGCCACACUUCCUUCACUCUAAGAGAGUCUUCUCUUCGUUGCUGGCUGAAAUAGUAGUCUCGUAAAUAUUUCUUGUUUGAUCUCAAUCGUUUGUCUUGUUUUAAACUUUUAAAAAAAUGUAACCUCAUUUUAUGUGUUCAAACCGUAAGCAAUUUGAAAAGAAUAUCUUUCAACAUAUCGGAGACCCUUAACUUGUAUAUUUCUUUACGCUAAGCGACAUAAGCAGCUGAGUGGAUUUCCGGGCACAAAGUGUAUUUAGAUUGCAUGCUUCCCAACCCUACACACUUUUUUCCCCUGCCAAAUGACAAAACUACUCUUUGGAGCAUGAAACUCCGUUUUUAAAAACUGAGAAAUACCUUGACACAAACCCAUGGGGUAAACAGGUGUGUAACUAAAGUGUAAAUAUUAUUUACCUAUAGCAUGUAAAGAAUCAAUUAUGGAUUUAUUUUCUUUACACUUUUAUAAGAUCCCCUUAAAUGGAUCCCCAAUAAGGGUACCUGUGUCUAUCUAAAGAUUGAGGGAACUAUUCUUACAAUGAACUUUUAUUGAAAUAUGUUCUCGUUUCCUCAACCACAGACUGUCUUAUGCUGCUUCAGCAUGCCUUUGACUGCCACUCACUGUUGACCCUUUCUCCACUAGUUUGCAAGCAAAUCAGGCUGUCGAUUGUCUACUCCCCCAGACUUGCACGAACACCUCACAGCUGUAAACUACGCAGGCUUGUGAGAACCUCAGUCAAAUUCUAUCCUCCCGCACAUAUGAGCAGCUGCCACUCUCAAAUCUUGACUCAUCAGGUUUACUUCAAACUUUCACGUUAAGUCCAUUCUCCCAUGGCUUGCAGCCACUUUUUAUUAUUGACUCGAUCCUCCUCAGACUUGCAAGAAUAUCUCAAUAAAGACUUUAUAGUCAUCAGAAUUUUGAGAACCUCAAACAGGCUACCCCACUCCUUCGAAGACAUGUUUACAUAAAUCACAGUCCACAUUUCAUCCGCUGGCAUGAUAUUAUUUCUCAAUUUCCACUUUCUCAUACCUGGACAAGAUAUCACUUUCACUGACCACUUUGUCAUCCCUAGGCUUGCGAGCUACUCUCACUGACCACCUCCUCAUCCCCAGGCUUGCGAGCACCUCUCACUCUCCACCUUGUCAUCCCCAGGCUUGCGAGCACCUCUCACUGUCCACCUUGUCAUCCCCAGGCUUGCGAGCACCUCUCACUGUCCACCUUGUCAUCCCCAGGCUUGCGAGCACCUCUCACUGUCCACCUUCUCAUCCCCAGGCUUGCGAGCACCUCUCACUGUCCACCUUCUCAUCCCCAGGCUUGCGAGCACCUCUCACUGUCCACCUUCUCAUCAACAGGCUUUCGAGCACCUCUCUCUGUCCACCUUCUCAUCCCCAGGCUUUCGAGCACCUCUCUCUGUCCACCUUCUCAUCCCCAGGCUUUCGAGCACCUCUCACUGUCCACCUUGUCAUCCCCAGGCUUGCGAGCACCUCUCACUGUCCACCUUCUCAUCCCCAGGCUUUCGAGCACCUCUCUCUGUCCACCUUCUCAUCCCCAGGCUUGCGAGCACUUCUCACUGUCCACCUUCUCAUCCCCAGGCUUGCGAGCACCUCUCACUGUCCACCUUGUCAUCCCCAGGCUUUCGAGAACCUCUCACUGUCCACCUUGUCAUCCCCAACACCUCUCUCUGUCUACCUUCUCAUCCCCAGGCUUGCGAGCACCUCACACUGUCCACCUUAUCAUCCCCAGGCUUGCGACCUCUCUCUGUCCACCUUCUCAUCCCCAGGCUUGCGAGCACCUCUCACUGUCCACCUUGUCAUCCCCAGUCUUGCGAGCACCUCUCACUGUCCACCUUGUCAUCCCCAGGCUUGCGAGCACCUCUCACUGUCCACCUUGUCAUCCCCAGGCUUUCGAGAACCUCUCACUGUCCACCUUGUCAUCCCCAGGCUUGCGAGCACCUCUCACUGUCCACCUUGUCAUCCCCAGGCUUGCGAGCACCUCUCACUGACCCCUUCUCAUCCCCAGGCUUGCGAGCACCUCUCACUGUCCACCUUCUCAUCCCCAGGCUUGCGAGCACCUCUCACUGUCCACCAACAAAAUAGAAAAGAUCGCCAACCUGAACGGAUUAAAACACUUGCGGGUCC
This is a messenger RNA of Lymnaea stagnalis (great pond snail), 5487 nucleotides long. Lineage: Eukaryota; Metazoa; Mollusca; Gastropoda; Lymnaeidae. The record is from the annotation of a GenBank genome assembly.